GGUGUGACUCAAACUUCUGUAUUAUUCUGAGUGGAGCAUAGCUAAACGGGGCCAGCCAGGUUUGGGAUCAUCUUGUAGUAAGAACCUACACCGUGCUAGGCUAAGGGGAUCUAUGCGACCUCCACAGAACACUUGGAGAGAAAAGACAUAACAAAAUUCUACCGUCAGUUACUUGGUAUACAAAUUCCCAACUCACUGAUUCCAAAAUGGAAGUGAGAUCCACCACCCAGCCUCCACCCUCCUUCUUCUCUCUCUCCUCGUCUCCCAAUUCCAGCACCAACUGCAGUACCCUGUAUGCCCACCGGGAGUAUUCUAGAGUUCUCAUCCCUCUGUUCUACAUCAUUGUCUUCAUUGUGGGCUUGCUGGGCAACACGUUGGCACUGCACGUCAUCCGGCAAAACCUGAAAAAGAUGAACUCCACAACUCUUUACUCCCUGAAUCUGGUGGUGUCUGACAUCCUGUUCACCCUGUCCCUGCCUCUGCGCAUCAUCUACUAUGCCCUGGGCUUCCACUGGCCAAUGGGAGAGCCCCUCUGCAAGUUCACAGGCCUCCUGUUCUACAUUAACACCUACGCCGGCGUCAACUUCAUGACCUGCCUCAGCGUGGACCGCUUCAUCGCCGUGGUGCUGCCACUGCGGUUCUCCCGCUUCCGCAAGGUCAGCAACGUGCGCUACAUCUGCGUGGCGGUGUGGGCGGUGGUUCUGAUGCAGACGCUGCCCCUCCUCUCCAUGCCCAUGACCCAUACAGAACCGGACAACUACAUCACCUGCAUGGAGUAUCCCAACUUCGAGAAGGUGCCCAACAUCGCCUACAUGCUAAUUGGCGCCGUGUUCCUAGGUUACGGCAUCCCCGUGGUAACCAUCCUGGUGUGCUACUCGAUCCUGUGUUUCAAGCUCCGUCUGACGGCCCGGUCCAAUCACCUGACCGAUAAGUCGGGUCGGAGCCGCAAGGCCAUCGGCGUGAUCUGCUGCGUGUCGCUGGUGUUCGUGGUGUGUUUCAGCCCCUACCACAUCGACCUGCUGCAGUACAUGGUCCGCAAGCUGGUCUCCGAGCCGGACUGUGCGGAACUCACGGCCUUCCAGGUGUCGUUGCACUUCACCGUGUGUUUGAUGAACCUCAACUCUUGCUUGGACCCCUUCAUCUACUUCUUUGCCUGCAAGGGCUACAAGAGGAAAGUCCUGAAACUGCUCAAGAGACAGGUGAGCGUGUCCUUCUCCAGCGCCGUCCGAACCUCGCCCGAGGGCUCGUCACGGGACAUGAUCGACGGCAACAAGAUUCACCUCGCAUCUUCCAGGUACAACCCGUGAAGGGGGACAGCGAGAGGGGGACAGAGGAGAGGCAUGAGGGGGAGAGGAGAGGUCCGGGUGGCGCUGCACUACUCAUUUGACCCGACUGAAAGGAGUCGUUUUACACUUUUGCUCAAUGUGGUGUUGAAGUGUGAGGAAAACGAGACAGUAUUCAUCAGGCACCAUCAGCCAGACUGAUGGCCAUGUUACUUGUCUGAUUCAACAAAGCCACGACAUUGCAUCAUCCAGAAAAAUAUGGUAUGAAGGCAUACUAUGGGGGAAGCAUACUAGCAUGUUGUCAUUAGUCCUCAUCAGGUCCCUCUGGUGGAGAGUAGAGCCGAGGUGACAUAAACUGAAAUCAAACGGAGGAUUGUUCCUCUUACAGUUUGAGAAGACACAAUCUAAUUUUAAUAAACAUGUUGUCUGUACUGUACCAAUAGCAGGAGAAAAUUAUGAUUUCAGAUGAUUUCAUUUGUGGAAUUCUUUUCAAACAUUGAGACUAUCUGUAGUGUUCCCCUCAUGUACAUAUUGUUGUUGCACAGUUGUUUAUGAUGUAAAGCUUGUGAAUGGACCUUCUUUUUGCAAGAGUGUUCAAGGGCCAUUCCUGUUGUCAUUGCAUUUCUAAUAAAUAUUUC
Osmerus eperlanus (European smelt) is the source of this 1921-nucleotide messenger RNA. It is a transcript of the gene gpr183a, whose product is annotated as G protein-coupled receptor 183a. Gene Ontology annotation, cellular component: membrane. The transcript is spliced from 2 exons. Gene Ontology annotation, molecular function: oxysterol binding; G protein-coupled receptor activity. Gene Ontology annotation, biological process: G protein-coupled receptor signaling pathway. NCBI's taxonomy places the organism in Eukaryota, Metazoa, Chordata, Actinopteri, Osmeriformes, Osmeridae. The coding region runs from base 207 to 1307 and encodes 366 amino acids. The record is from RefSeq and is a predicted model, not a curated record.